UCAUCUGGGUAGACCAAGGCCUUGCGCUGGAUCAUUGGCAGUGCUGCGACGUUGGAGUCGUCGAAAGGCAUACAUCCAGUGACCAUGACAUACAAGAUCACUCCCAAACUCCAGACAUCAUACUUCCUGGGGUCGUAAGGCACACCAAGGAGCACCUCUGGUGGAGCGUAGGCUGCAGAGCCACAGUAAGUCUGGCUCAGAUCGGGGAAGCCAGCCGCAAAUCUCCCAAAUCCAAAAUCCGUCAACCUCACUUGAUUGUCCACAGUAAGAAGGAUGUUCUCGCAUUUGAGAUCCCGGUGUACGAUUCCACUGUUGUGCAAGUAACUCACUGCGUUGACUAUCUGGGAGAACAUGGCCUUGGCUACAUCUGUCGGUACACCGUUGCCCUCUUGAACCUUUUGCAGAAGGUCUGUAGCCGCCGCCUCCAUGACGAUAUAUAAUCGCCCAUUGCAAACUUCGAUGAAUUCAUAGACACGAACAAUGUUCUCGUGCCUCACAGUUCGCAGCAGUGCCAGCUCUCUUGGAAGAAACUUGUGGACGAAAUCGUGCGGGGCUUUCUUGCGGUCUACAACUUUUAUGGCCACCUGAGACUUGUGCUUUUGGGAAUGAGCCAGUUUAACUUUGGAGUAACUUCCCUCACCUAACACGGCCUCCAUCUUAUAGCCCAUACCCCUCAAUACCUUUUCCGUGUACAUUUUGAUGGGGGUUUUUUUCAACGUUAAAGACUCAGGUUAGGUUAUUCCAGGUUAAACGGGGUCCGAUCCAUCACAAGGCUACUCCCAGGGGCGGGUGCAAAACCCCGCUCCCUACCUCGACCUCGUUGUUCUGCCGGUUGGAGUAACGGAUGCUUCCUUGGGACCGCUCAGACCGACAAGAUGAAUCACAGCUCCAAUGAACCAGAAGCGGAGACCACUGAGCCGCUGCGUUUCCUCAGUAAGGUGGAGGCAUCAGCCAUUGAGACAGAGUUGCUGCGGGACUACCGGUUUGGGCAGCAGCAGCUGAUCGAGAUCUGGGGUUAUGCCUGCGCCAUUGCCGUAACCAAGGCUUUUCCUCUGAAGUCUCUCAACAAGAAGCAGCCCACAGUCCUGGUUGUUUGUGGCCCUGAGCAGAACGGCUCGGUCGGUCUUGUGUGCGCCCGACACCUGCGUAUAUUCGAGUACGAGCCAACAAUCUACUACCCAAAGCGUUCCUCACACAGCGUGCACCAGGAUUUCACCGUUCAGUGUGAAAAGAUGGACAUCCCCUUUCUGUCCUACCUGCCCACUGAGGUCCAGUUGAUAAAUGAUGCCUACAACUUGGUAAUUGAUGCAACCCUGGGUCCAGACAGUGACUCCAAAGAUAUCAAGGAACCUUACUCCAGUAUCCUGGUGACCUUGAAACAGGUCAAAAUACCGAUAGCCAGUGUUGACGUGCCCUUAGGUUGGGAUGCGGAUGAGGCAGAUAUGGAUGGAAUCAGCCCCGAAGUGCUUAUAUCUCUCAUGGCUCCCAAAAAGUGUGCCACUAAUUUCUCUGGGAAGCAUUUUCUGGCAGGACGCUUCCUUCCUUAUGACAUACAGAAAAAAUAUGAACUCAAUCUUCCAGAAUUCCCAGAGACAGAGUGUCUUAUAGAACUGUAAUACAUGCACAUAAAUAUGAAUAUUUUCGAUACACAAUUAAGGAUCGUAUAUACUUGUUUUGUAUUUUAUAGAUUCUGCAUUGGUUCUCUAAAGAGCAGUCUUUGCCCAAGUGAGAAUGUGAAUUUGUUUUGGCCACUUGCUCCAGAAGUAAUGUUUUAGAAUGUUUUAGAAAUCAAAAACUGUGGUUAGUCUGAGUUGUGCAAUGUUUCUUGGAAAACUGUUGCAGGGUUGUUCCCCUGUUUCCCUUUUCUUCGCCUUCAAAAACAAAACAGUCCACUGUUUUUUUUUCUCCUGAUGAAAACUGCCUUUCCCUAGAAACCAGCUUUUCAAACAUCAGCUACUAGCAUUUCACAACACUUUCAGUGACUACUGUACCUCCUGCUGAAGCUGUCUGAUCUUAAACUAAGUUUGCUGUUGUCCAUAUGUUCACAAAAUUAGUGACUUUUUUUCCCCGGAAAACUGCUCUUCCUCAUUUCAGUAGUUCUUCAUCUAAUUCAGAUGUUAAAAAAUACCGUGGUGGAAUGUACAAAUGUAGUCUGGUUAUUUUACUAGGAGGACAAUUUUACACAGCUGCAAUGCCUUCACUCAGGCCAGCUCAAAGGUGGAAGGUAUACUCAGUCAAAAGCCUCACUGGAGACGUGCCAUUGGUAUGUUCCAGGGUGGAGCUCAACAACAAAUUACUUUCUCUUGCAAGCCUUUUGGAUGUGAUUCUUCUUUGUUGUAUUUAGCUCCUCCUGUUUAGCCACAGACAGUCAGACUUGGGUUGAGAGACAGCGGUGGUGUGUUCACUGUUGCCUAAUGUCCAAUGCUUCAAAACACUAUACUAUUUGUUUCCCUCCUGAUCCAUGAAAAUGCAUGAUGCCAUAGAAUGAAACAUCUUGCAGUUUCAUAGUAUAACGUACACCUUAUAUUGGGUUGGAUUUUGUUUUGGUUGAAAAGCUAUAUUCCUCAACUCUUUUUUUUACUGUCAUGUAUUUAUUUAUUUAUUUACAAAAUGCUGGUGAGAAUAUUUUCAGUAUGUGAAUGGCACCCCUUUGAUAUCUUACUGUCUAUGGAUAGAUGAAUGUUACUUUUUUCCUUUUAAAGACUACUGUAUCUCUUUAGUUCAAUGGCUGUUUUGCUCAUGAACAGUUCAUAUUUCCCAAUCAAAUAAAGUUUCUCACUUUAAAU
Sardina pilchardus (European sardine) is the source of this 2786-nucleotide messenger RNA. It is a transcript of the gene yjefn3, whose product is annotated as YjeF N-terminal domain containing 3. Gene Ontology annotation, molecular function: NAD(P)HX epimerase activity. The record is from RefSeq and is a predicted model, not a curated record. Gene Ontology annotation, cellular component: mitochondrion. The transcript is spliced from 7 exons. The coding region runs from base 876 to 1616 and encodes 246 amino acids. Lineage: Eukaryota; Metazoa; Chordata; Actinopteri; Clupeiformes; Clupeidae.